Sordaria macrospora k-hell is the source of this 1479-nucleotide messenger RNA. RefSeq lists its product as uncharacterized. The record is from RefSeq and is a predicted model, not a curated record. Gene Ontology annotation, molecular function: ammonium channel activity. Gene Ontology annotation, cellular component: plasma membrane. Gene Ontology annotation, biological process: ammonium transmembrane transport. Lineage: Eukaryota; Fungi; Ascomycota; Sordariomycetes; Sordariales; Sordariaceae.
AUGGCCGAGCCAGAAAUUACGCCCGUCACCGAGUGGCCGGACUGGCAUGCCAAUCCCAAUGGAGGCGAUCCCUUCACCCAAGACCUAAAUGCGCCCUAUGACAAGGGCGAUCUGUGUUGGAUUCUCGUAUGCACUGCCCUGUGCUGGCAAAUCACCCCGGCCAUCGGCUUCCUCUAUGCUGGAAUGCACCGAAGGAAGGCAGCUCUAACUAUGGUCCUGCAAAGUCUCUUCUGUGCUUGCGCUUGCGGAAUCCAGUUCUGGCUAUACGGUUACUCGCUGUAUCAGGCACGAACAACAAACCCCAUCCUCGGAGACUUGUCGCUGGCCGUGUUCCGCAAUGUCCUUGCCCAGCCAUCACUGGCGAACCCAGAUAUUCCCGACAUUCUCUACGCUGCCUUUGGCUUCACAUUCGUUUCCUGCACUGCCAUGAUCUUGGCCGGAGCCAUGCUGGAGCGCGGCAGACUGUUGCCUAGCAUGCUUUUCCUUCUCUGCUGGACAACUUUUGUCUACUACUUCCUCGCAUAUUGGGAGUGGAAUCCCAGCGGAUGGUUAUACAAACUCGGGGUUUACGAUUUUGCCGGUUCUGGUCCCGUUCACAUCGCCAGCGGCUUUGGGGCCCUUGCGUGGUCCAUGAUGCUUGGUCCUCGUGUCAUCGAUGCCGAUGCCGAUGGCCGUAAGAAGUUCGCUCACCACAAGCCGCAUAGCCCGUUGUUGAUGUGUCUCGGUACCGCCUUCAUUUGGUUCGGCUGGUUCGCCUUCAAUGGCGCUAGUACAGCCAACCUCAGCCUGCGGUCCAUCUAUGUCGUCGUCAACACCAACCUUGCAGGGUGCGGAGGUGGUGUCGGUUGGGUCUUGAUCGACUAUCUCUACAAGAGAAAGUUUAGUUUGGUUGGCUUCUGCUCGGGUAUUAUUGCGGGCUUGGUGGGAAUCACCCCUGCAGCGGGUUAUGUCCCCGUCUACGUCGCCUCCCUCAUCGGCUUUCUUACCGCCACAUGCUGUUACUAUGCCGUCAAAUACAAGCAUCUUCUCUCGGUCGACGACGGCCUCGACAUCUUUGCUCUCCACGGUGUUGGCGGCUACGUCGGUGAUCUCUUGACAGGCAUCUUCGCCGAUAACUUUAUCCCUGCUCUUGACGGCGUAUCCGGCAGCUCAUAUGCCGGAGGCUGGUGGAACCGCAACUUCCGCCAGCUUGGACUUCAGUUCGCCGGCGCCACCACAGCCGCAGCCUGGUCUUUUGUGGUUUCGUGCAUCUUGCUCUUCAUCAUCAACAGGAUCCCUGGCUUGCACUUGCGCGCGAGCGAGGAUUCGGAGAUUAGGGGACUGGAUCUCAAGUAUUUGGAGGACGUGGAUGAGGAGGGAUUAUACACGAAUGACUGCGUUCUGCAUGGGCGCUCGCCGCCGAGGUGUUCUGGGUCGUUGAAGGCUCCGACGCCGGUGAUGGAACCGGUUAGUGUUGAAGGGGGUGAGAAAAAGGAUUAG